AAGCAGUCAACGAAUUAAAAAUGAAGAUUUAUUUAUUGUAAGUUCUUCUUAUUACAUAGAAUAUACAUAGAGAUAGUACAGCUUGUGUAAUUAUGUCGUCAAAACAGAUUGACAACAUGGAUUGCAAGAUCUAUGUGGGAAACUUGAAUUAUUCAACAACCCGGGAUGAUUUGGAGGACGUUUUCCUCUAUUACGGACCAAUCAGGAACGUGUGGGUGGCUCGAAACCCACCUGGAUUUGCAUUUGUGGAGUUUGAAGAUAAAAGGGACGCUCAAGAUGCGGCCCACAAGUCGGAUGGAAAGGUUAUACGUGGGCAUAGGGUGCGAGUAGAAAGGGCCCGUGUUAUGCCCAGGUCCCGGAUCAGUGGAUAUCCUAGUUUGAUAUCAUCCGACCGCUGUUUUAAUUGUGAUAAACGCGGUCACUACGCAAGGAACUGUCCCAGAGGUCCUCAGCUGAGACGAGCUUCCUAUGAAGAGCGGGGACGCCGAAGGUCGUCCAGAGACAGGAGGUCACGGUCAAGGUCGUCCAGGGAGAGGAGGUCAAGGUCGCCCAGGGAAAGAAGGUCAAGGUCGCCCAGGGAGAGGAGGUCAAGGUCAUCCAGGGACAGGAGGUCAAGGUCCCGAUCUGAGAGGAGCAGGAGUGAAUCUAGGUCACGCUCUCGGUCUACAAGUAAAUAGGAUGUAAUUUGUUAAUUAUUUGAUACCCACGUCACUUGUACUAAAUAACAAUAUAUGUUACAAUUCA
Nilaparvata lugens (brown planthopper) is the source of this 744-nucleotide messenger RNA. Its product is annotated as serine/arginine-rich splicing factor 7-like. The transcript has a single exon. Gene Ontology annotation, molecular function: RNA binding; zinc ion binding. Bases 93 to 677 code for a protein of 194 amino acids. The record is from RefSeq and is a predicted model, not a curated record. NCBI's taxonomy places the organism in Eukaryota, Metazoa, Arthropoda, Insecta, Hemiptera, Delphacidae.